GAGGAGGAUGUCUUUCUUCACUGAAAACAAAUGGUGUCGCUAGACUGAGAAGGGACUGAUGGUCUGUGGAUAACUGAAGGGGUGCAAGGAAACACUGCCGUCAAUGUAGUGCUGCCAAAACUUUGUCUGAUAUCUUGCUUUUUGAUUGGAAGAAUUUUUUUUAAGUGCUGGAAUUUGGACUGCUGAAACAAUCCAUCUGGGCAACAUUGUGAAAUGUUUAUGUCCUGAACUGCUGAUAAAAGUGCUCUGCUUGCAAACGGCAAGAGCUAUAAAUUGAGUUGUUGCGGUGUGUCUUUCCAAGUCCUGGUCAGAGAAGAAACUUAAUACCGCAGCUUAUGUAGUUUCCCAAGCUGACCUCCAUUUUGGGAAUAGCAAGGGACUUGGAAAUGGGUCCUGACAGCAAAAUUGCGUCUAAUAAAUAAGCAAGAUUGCAAAACGGGUGCACAUGGAUGGGACUUCUCUGUGAAUGAACAGUAACAAAGCCGAAAGGAAAGCGGACUUCUUUCAGAGGGCUUUUCAAAGCCAUCCCAAUGGAAGCUGAGGCAGCAGGAAGCCCAAUGCCAGCCAGCAAGAGAGCUGCCAGCAAACCUCUCCGGAUAGCCCUUGGCGUGUUUGUGACUAGCACGGUCCUGCUUGGCACUGUGCUCUUCCUGGUUAGCCAAGACCUUAUAAAGUUUCACCCGAAGCAAGAGUAUUGCUUGACUCCUGAAUGCAUCGAAGCUGCUGCUGCCAUCAAAAGCAAGCUAAAUACAUCUGUGGAUCCCUGUGAUAAUUUUUUCCGGUUUGCCUGUGAAGGAUGGAUACAAAAUAAUCCAAUUCCUGAAGAUUCUUCAAGUUAUGGAAUCUAUCCAUGGUUGAGGCAUAACGUAGACCUCAAGUUGAAAGCUCUUCUAGAGAAGCCUCUUAGUAAAAGGAGGGACAGUGAAGCUGUACAGAAGGCCAAGAUACUUUAUUCUUCAUGUUUGAAUGAAAAUAAAAUAGAGAAGACCGAUGCAAAACCACUUUUGAACAUGCUAAAACAUUCUCCAUUCCGCUGGCCUGUGAUGGAAUCAAACCUUGGGCCUGAAGGACUGUGGUCAGAAAGGAAGUUCAGCAUGCUCCAGACCUUGGCCACUCUUCGUGGCCAAUAUAGCAGUUCUGUUUUCAUCCGAAUGUAUGUGGCUUCUGAUGAUAAGCUCUCUAAUGAGCACAUCAUAAAGCUAGAUCAAGCAUCUCUGUCUCUGUCAGCACGGGAAGACUACCUAGAGAACACUACAGAAGCAAAAUCUUACAGAGACACCCUGUUCCAGUUCAUGGUUGACACAGCUGUGCUUUUGGGUGCCAAUGCUUCACGUGCAGAGUUGGACAUGAAGUCUGUACUUAAGCUGGAAGUCAAAAUAGCUGAGAUAAUGAUUCCACAUGAAAAUCGAACCAGUGAAUCUAUGUACAACAAAAUGAAUAUAUCUGAACUUAGCACCAUGAUUCCACAGUUUGACUGGCUGGCAUACAUCAAGAAGGUGAUUGACACCAAGGUCUAUCCUGAACUGAAAGACAUAGAUGCUUCAGAGAAUGUGGUUGUCCGGGUGCCCCAGUACUUCAAAGAUUUAUUCAGGAUACUGGAGAGUGAAAGGAAAAAGACUAUUGCCAACUAUCUGGUGUGGAGAAUGGUGUAUUCAAGAAUAUUUAACCUCAGCCGACGUUUUCAAUAUAGGUGGUUGGAGUUUUCAAGGGUAAUCCAAGGGACGACUUCCUUACUGCCUCAAUGGGAUAAGUGUGUGAACUUUGUGGAAAGUGCUCUUCCUUAUGUUGUUGGCAGAAUGUUUGUAGAUCUACACUUCCAAGAAGACAAGAGGGAAAUGAUGACAGAGCUGACUGAAGGGAUUCGUUGGGCCUUCAUGGAUAUGCUGGAAAAAGAAAACACCUGGAUGGAUCAGGAAACCAAACACAAAGCGACUGACAAGGCAAAGGCAGUUUUGGCAAAAGUGGGUUACCCUGAAUUCAUAAUGAAUGAUACAUAUAUUAAUGAAGGCAUAAAAACAAUGAAGUUUUCAGAAACGGACUAUUUUGGCAACGUACUUCAAACCCGCAAACAGGCAGCGCAGUCUGAUUUCUACUGGCUGAGAAGAGAAGUUCCAAAAACAGAGUGGUUCACUAGUCCAACUACAGUCAAUGCCUUUUACAGUUCAUCUACAAAUCAGAUCAGAUUCCCAGCAGGAGAACUCCAGAAGCCUUUCUUUUGGGGAACAGAGUAUCCCAGGUCUUUGAGCUAUGGUGCCAUUGGAGUAAUUGUUGGACAUGAGUUCACCCAUGGAUUUGAUAAUAAUGGUCGUAAAUAUGACAAAAAUGGAAAUUUGGAUCCCUGGUGGACUUCGAAUUCUGAAGAAAAAUUUAAGGAAAAAACAAAAUGUAUGAUCAACCAAUAUAACAACUAUUACUGGAAGAAAGCAGGCUUGAAUGUAAAAGGAAAGAGGACAUUAGCAGAAAACAUUGCAGACAAUGGAGGUUUGCGAGAAGCGUUCAGGGCCUAUAGGAAGUGGAUCAAAGAAAAGAGGCAAGGGGAGGAAGAGCCCCUAUUACCUGGCAUUGACUUUACCCACAAUCAGCUCUUCUUUCUCAGUUAUGCUCAUGUGAGAUGUAAUUCCUUUAGACCAGAAGCUGCAAGAGAGCAAAUCUACACUGGAGUUCACAGUCCUCCUCAGUUCAGAGUGAUUGGUGCUAUGAGCAAUUUUGAGGAGUUCAGGAAUGCUUUCAGCUGCCCAGGGAAUACUACAAUGAAUCGAGGUGCAGACUCCUGCCGGCUUUGGUAGCAGUUCCUCUGGAAUCUUGCACUGAAAUCACUCCCCCCUUUUAAGAGUUCCAAAUUGUUAAUAAGCUAUCAGUGUUCCAGAACAGCAUUGACCAACCGUUGGCCAAGAAUUGUGGGGGAUUUUUGAUGCAUCUUCAUCUGGGUGGGUGAGCUACACCAAUCUACUAUUAUUUAAUUGCUUGUUCAAGAUAAAGGGACUAUUUAAAGUACUGGAUACAGAAAAGAAUGGUUUUCAUCAGAAAAAUAUAUAGCCAUGGGUUUUCCCUCAUCAAUAAGCUUUGCAAUCACUUUGAAUCUAUGCUUUAGCAGGUCGAUCCCAUAUGUUUGUUCAGAAGCAAAUGGUACUGUAUUCAAUGCUAGCAAAAUUGAGGUGGCAUACUUUUUCAGAAGAUAGGGUUGAAGAAACAGUCUUUGUCUGGUGCCAGGAUGCUGUUUUGAUAUCAGUCAAUGGACAUAUCCAAAAACAUCCACAUCCACACCUUCAAUCUCUUUUAUUCAUACUCAGCAGUUAUGUGUCUUUUCCUUAACUUUCCUCUGUCCCAGUCAAGGCAGCUUUGGGAAUUUAAGUAGAAGAACAUCAAGUAAGGAUGGGGCUGCUUCACUGAUUCCCCCUGGGUAAUCCCGCUCCCCCUGCAAAAUUACACUUGCUUUCCAAGCUCUUGUACCCACUGUGGUUUAAAAAAAAGACACAAGUGACUACAUCAUGUUUAGUUUGAAUUGUCCUCCCUCCCUCCAUCUCUUCCUCCCUUCUUUCUGUGAAUACAUCUGCACAUAGUUCCACAUUUCCUCUACUAGCAAUUCAGAAACUCAGAGGCAAAAACUGCUACUAACAACAGAAGGGAAGAGGACACACUUUGCUCUGUAAAUUUAACUUCCCUGCACUUAACCCAGGUGCUCAACAGUAGUUUUGUACCCUGAACAUGGAACAGAGAUCAAAACAGUAGAUUUUUUUUACCUGUGACAUGCAUAAUUUUGAUAAAGGAUGUGGAACCAGCCUGGGAACUGGAGAGGCAGAGCUUGUUCCCAUAAUCACAGUUUAAGUGGUCUUUAUAUACUGUAUUUUUCGC
Messenger RNA from Varanus komodoensis (Komodo dragon), 3852 nucleotides. It is a transcript of the gene PHEX, whose product is annotated as phosphate regulating endopeptidase homolog X-linked. Gene Ontology annotation, biological process: protein processing. The transcript has 22 exons. Gene Ontology annotation, molecular function: metalloendopeptidase activity. Gene Ontology annotation, cellular component: plasma membrane. NCBI's taxonomy places the organism in Eukaryota, Metazoa, Chordata, Lepidosauria, Squamata, Varanidae. Bases 531 to 2786 code for a protein of 751 amino acids. The record is from RefSeq and is a predicted model, not a curated record.